AUGCAAGGAGAAAAUUUCACUGUUUGGAGCCUUUUUUUCCUGGAGGGAUUUUCCCGGUACCCAAGGUUAGAGAUUGUUCUGUUUGUCUUCAGCCUUGUAAUGUAUUUGGUUACCCUCCUGGGUAAUAGUACUCUUAUUUUAAUCACUGUCCUGGAUUCACGCCUUCAAACCCCCAUGUACUUGUUUCUUGGGAACCUCUCUUUCAUGGAUAUCUGUUACACAUCUGCUUCCAUUCCCACUUUGCUUGUGAACUUGCUGUCAUCCAAGAAAACCAUUAUCUUCUCUGGGUGUGUGGUACAGAUGUACCUAUCCCUUUCCAUGGGAUCCACAGAGUGCAUACUUCUGGCUGUGAUGGCCUAUGACCGUUAUGUGGCCAUCUGCAAACCGCUGAGGUACCCCAUCAUCAUGAACAGGCAAGUCUGUGUGCAGAUGGCCACCCUCUCCUGGGUGACAGGCUGUCUCACUGCCCUGCUGGAAACUAGUUUUGCCCUGCAGAUUCCCCUCUGUGGAAAUGUCAUUGAUCACUUCACAUGUGAAAUUCUGGCGGUGCUAAAAUUAGCUUGCAUGAGUUCACUACUCAUGGACAUGGUUAUGCUGGUGGUCAGUAUUCUCCUUCUGCCCAUUCCAAUGCUCUUGAUUUGCAUCUCUUAUGGCUUCAUCCUUUCUACAAUUCUGAGAAUCAGUUCAACAGAGGGAAGAAACAAGGCUUUUUCAACUUGUGGUGCACACUUGACUGUGGUGAUCUUAUAUUAUGGAGCUGCCCUCUCCAUGUACCUGAAGCCUUCUUCAUCAAACUCACAAGAAAUAGACAAGAUCAUUUCAUUGCUUUAUGGAGUGCUUACCCCUAUGUUGAACCCAAUAAUUUACAGCUUAAGAAACAAAGAAGUAAAAGAUGCUGUGAAAAAACUGCUGAGCAAAGUGCCAUUGGUACCAAGCGUGUGA
Molecule: messenger RNA, 942 nt
Organism: Onychomys torridus (southern grasshopper mouse)
Lineage: Eukaryota; Metazoa; Chordata; Mammalia; Rodentia; Cricetidae
Product: olfactory receptor 2K2
Exons: 1
Coding region: 1-942 (313 amino acids)
Biological process (GO): G protein-coupled receptor signaling pathway
Cellular component (GO): membrane
Molecular function (GO): olfactory receptor activity; G protein-coupled receptor activity
Source: RefSeq, a predicted model, not a curated record